Messenger RNA from Neltuma alba, 819 nucleotides. RefSeq names its product hydroquinone glucosyltransferase-like. Gene Ontology annotation, molecular function: UDP-glycosyltransferase activity. The transcript is spliced from 3 exons. Bases 1 to 819 code for a protein of 272 amino acids. The record is from RefSeq and is a predicted model, not a curated record. Lineage: Eukaryota; Viridiplantae; Streptophyta; Magnoliopsida; Fabales; Fabaceae.
AUGGUUCCAUGUCCAGGUUUCAGCCAUCUAAUCCCACUCGUACAGCUUGCAAAACGACUAGUCGUUCAUCGUGCUCACUUCCACGUCACUCUCUUCAUCCCAACACUUGGCCCUCCCUCCAAAACUACAUAUUCCAUCCUUCAAUCUCUCCCUCCUCACAUAGAUUUCACUAUUCUUCCACAAGUGAAUCAAAACGACAUCCCUCAAAGUGCUGUCCAUCCAGCAACACAAAUCCAUCAUACUGUGAUGCUGUCUCUUCCAUCAUUUCAAGAUGCUUUGAGGUUGCAUAGCUUUUCAUGGGGCAAGGAUAUUCCUGACAUAGUUCAAGAAAGAUCAAGUGAAUCCUAUGAAACAAUUCUUCACAUCUGUAAACGGUUCAAUUUUGCAGAUGGUAUCAUAGUGAAUAGCAUCUUAGAACUAGAACUAGAGAUAGAAUUAGCAACCGCAAGCAUGUUAGCCACCGAUUGUUUAACAUGGUUAAACAAUCCGCCACAAAACUCAGUUCUAUAUAUCUCUUUUGGGAGUGGUGGAUCACUGUCACAUGACCAACUUCGCCAACUCGCCUUAGGAUUAGAGAUAAGUGGCCACAAGGUUUUGUGGGUUGUGAGAGCUCCAAGUGAGUUUGCCUCUUUAGAUUAUUUGAGGGCCAAAGAGGAGGACCCACUUGAUUACUUGCCAAAAGGGUUUAUUGAAAGAACCAAAGAUCAAGGUUUUGUGGUCCCAUCAUGGGCCCCACAAAUUGAAAUCCUAAGACACGAGUCCGUUGGUGGGUUUCUGACUCAUUGUGGUGGGAACUCCACGCCUGAGGGUGUUUUCUAA